GAUUCAGUAAAAGGAGACUUCUUGGCUGCUAACCUGGAAAAGAACCUUUCGUUUCCCUCAAUCUUAAACUGUUCAGCAAGGGUUAAGGUAGGCAUUAUUGUAAUGAUUAAUUGAGUACAAGUGAAACACUCAAGCGUUGCUUGUGCUGCUGGUAUUUCUCUUCGGCGCUUUUAUUGUAUUCGAUAGCGUAGAGAGGAUCUGCAAGACGUUAUCCCACUCAUCCGCAUUGUCGAGUUAUGGGUAAUAGGUUCUGAUUGCUGGAAGGAAUUCUAGGACAUAAUACCUUUCUCUGCUUAACAGUGAUCAAGGUGGAGCACCAAUAUUUCUCAUUCAACAUGCGCAAGGGAGAGUCAUCUGCAAGAAAGGAGAUAAAAAGAGAUGAAUGGGAGAAAAGGCUCAAUGAUGUAAAGAUUAGAAAAGAAGAUAUGAAUAAGCUCAUAAUGAAUUUUCUUGUCACAGAAGGCUAUGUUGAAGCAGCUGAGAAGUUUCAGCUAGAAUCGGGCACAGAGCCAGAUAUGGAUCUUGGAACGACAACAGAUCGAGUGGCAGUGCGCACAGCUAUUCAAUAUGGCAAUGUAGAAGCUGCUAUUGAGAAGGUCAAUGAUUUAAAUCCAGAGAUUUUGGACAUGAAUCCCCAGUUGUAUUUCCAUCUACAGCAACAGACAUUAAUCGAACUCAUACGCAAUGGUAAGCUACAAGAGGCUCUUGAAUUUGCACAGGAGGAAUUGGCACCAAGAGGAGAAGAAAAUCAUGACUUCCUAGAAGAAGUUGAGCGUACUGUUGCAUUGCUAGCCUUCGAAGAUCCAUCAACUUGCCCUGUUGGAGAAUUUUUAGACAUUUCUCAGCGUCAAAAGACAGCUAGUGAAUUGAAUGCUGCAAUUCUAACUAGUCAAAAUCAUGAAAAAGACCCUAAACUUCCAAAUCUACUAAAGAUGUUAAUUUGGGCUCAAGCACAGCUUGAUGAGAAACUCCGUUACCCACAUAUUACGGAUAUUGUGAAUGCAACGAUGGAGGAUCCUAUUGUUUGACCAACUGGCUUGAAGUUGACAUUUCUGUUUUUCUUCGUCAUUGCAGUUUCCCUACACAUGCCUAAAAGCUUAAAGCUUCACAUGUUUUCGUCUCACAGUCUGCUUUCUUGAAUGCUCCUAUAAGUGGAGAUUUAUGCUUAUUUCCUGGGAGUUUAAGCUGCAGGGAUCCAUAAAGAAGGAUGUUCCAACUUUGUAAAUGACUUGUGCUAUAUUUUAUUAAAUCCAAAAUAUUGCGCGCAACAUAAUAAUCUGCAAGUCAUUGUCCUAAUAAAAUAGAUCCAUAUGUAUAGAGAAGUUCUGAGGUUGAUUAGAUAGAUCAACUCAUUCUUUUGUUGCUGCCAUGUUUGGAUGUAUGUGUAUGUGUUCUCACAUCUCCUCUCCCAUGCACACAUGCGAUACAAACACAUCUCGUCAAUGUGAAAUCUUUUUGUUGCAUA
Messenger RNA from Cryptomeria japonica (Japanese cedar), 1465 nucleotides. Its product is annotated as protein GID8 homolog. Lineage: Eukaryota; Viridiplantae; Streptophyta; Pinopsida; Cupressales; Cupressaceae. Gene Ontology annotation, molecular function: protein binding. Gene Ontology annotation, cellular component: cytoplasm; nucleus. Gene Ontology annotation, biological process: proteasome-mediated ubiquitin-dependent protein catabolic process. The transcript has 7 exons. The record is from RefSeq and is a predicted model, not a curated record. The coding region runs from base 336 to 1028 and encodes 230 amino acids.